Oryctolagus cuniculus (rabbit) is the source of this 2272-nucleotide messenger RNA. RefSeq names its product G protein-coupled receptor 183. Gene Ontology annotation, biological process: B cell activation involved in immune response; G protein-coupled receptor signaling pathway. Gene Ontology annotation, molecular function: oxysterol binding; G protein-coupled receptor activity. Gene Ontology annotation, cellular component: membrane. Lineage: Eukaryota; Metazoa; Chordata; Mammalia; Lagomorpha; Leporidae. The record is from RefSeq and is a predicted model, not a curated record.
UGAUCGUUACUAUGCUCAGUCACAGGGUGACAGGAAAAAAAAAGCCACCACCAUAAAAGGAUGUCUGCAUCGUCUCUCUUAAAACAACAUGCCAAGGUUAACAUAUCUCAGUCUGGGCAGACACUGACGGAUACAGCACAGAGGCCCCAACAAGUCACAGAUAUAGAUCUCAACCACCACACCACUGGAUAUAAAAAUGGCGGACAAUUUUACUACGCUCUCUGUAACUGCCCAGAGCAAUGACUGUGACCUGUACGCUCACCACAGCACAGCCAGGGUGCUAAUGCCUCUGCAUUACAGCCUGGUCUUCAUCAUCGGGUUGGUGGGAAACUUGUUGGCCUUGGUCGUCAUUGUUCAAAACAGGAAAAAAAUCAACUCUACUACCCUCUAUUCUACAAAUUUAGUGAUUUCUGAUAUACUUUUUACCACUGCUUUGCCAACACGGGUAGCCUACUAUGCGCUGGGCUUUGACUGGCGAAUUGGCGACGCCCUGUGUCGGGUCACUGCUCUAGCAUUUUACAUCAACACCUAUGCGGGUGUGAACUUCAUGACCUGCCUCAGCAUUGACCGCUUCUUCGCUGUGGUGCACCCUCUACGCUACAACAAGAUGAAAAGAGUUGAACAUGCAAAAGGCGUCUGUGUAUUUGUCUGGAUUCUCGUAUUUGCUCAAACCCUCCCACUACUCAUCAACCCCAUGUCAAAGGUGGAGCCUGAAAGGACGACAUGCAUGGAAUAUCCAAACUUUGAGGACAUGAAGUAUCUCCCCUGGAUCCUGCUGGGUGCAUGCUUCAUAGGAUAUGUGCUUCCACUUGUCAUCAUUCUCAUCUGCUAUUCCCAAAUCUGCUGCAAACUCUUUAAAACUGCCAAACAGAACCCACUAACGGAGAAAUCCGGUGUAAACAAAAAGGCUCUCAACACGAUUAUUUUUAUCAUUGUUGUGUUUGUUCUAUGUUUCACACCUUACCAUGUUGCAAUCAUUCAACACAUGAUUACAAAGCUCCGUUUGCCUGAGCCUCUGGACUGCAGCCAACGACACUCGUUCCAGAUUUCUCUGCACUUUACAGUAUGCCUGAUGAACUUCAACUGCUGCAUGGACCCUUUUAUCUAUUUCUUUGCGUGCAAAGGUUACAAGAGAAAGGUUAUGAAGAUGUUGAAACGUCAAGUCAGUGUAUCAAUUUCCAGUGCUGUCAGGUCAGCUCCUGAUGAGAAUUCUCGUGAAAUGACAGAAUCGCAGAUGAUGAUACAUUCCAAGUCUUCAAAUGGCAAGUAGAAAGGAUUACAUUCCGGAUUAUAGCAAGGUAAACUGCACGAGGAACUCUGCUGGACUUUUCAUGAGAAGCAAAAUGACCAUUCACCUCUCAAGAAGGAUUCCUUCCAAUUCUUUUCACUGGGCACUAUUUCUCACCUCCAACUUGGAAGUGAAACUGAUACACACACAUACAUGUAUGUGUGUGUACAUUUAUAUAUAUGCAUCUAUCAGCUCAAGAGAACAACAUCAUGCAAAGCUCUAAUUUGUAAAUGAAUCAGAUGCCAAAAGGGAGGUGCUACUGUACUGUCACGGUAAAAAGAAAAGUUUUGUGCUAACAAAAAAUUCAAUCAUUAAUAUUUCCUGCCAGUAAGUUGGCAAAAGAGACUGAUCAGAUUGUACAUUGCUGAUGUAAAAAUGUUAAUACUGUAACAUAUUUUUGGUAACAUUUCUUAAAUUCAUGUUUCUUUCAAUUUCAGAUUUUAUCUCCUCAAUACCACCAGUUGUUUUGGUUGUGUUUGUUUUGUUCCUAGUUAUAACUCUGCUGCAAAGAACUCUUUUGGAACAAAGAGCAGGAUGGAACAAGAUGAUGAAUACGAUCCUCAGUGCUCACUGUCAACUCUCGACAGAAGUGCAGAGGAAUACAACUAGCUAGCAGUGAACAGUUUUGACCAGCUAUGUCAUACAUGUUGAUGGCAAAUGAGGCCAGGAAAGCACAGACAGCAGUGUGUAAGGACCAUUGCUCACGAGUAUGACACAGACUCUGAAUGGAGCCACUGUGGGAUGAGGGUUCUAUGUGAUGCACUCUUAUGGGAAUAAAAAGUAUGCACAGAUACUUGGGUUUCUUUUGGGUCUCUAUGGGGUCAUUUCUUCUUUAUUUUGGGUUGUUACUGUCUUGUAUCAUAUGGAUACAGUUUGAGUCAAUAAUGUAGGUUACUGGAAAGGGUGGAGGGGGUAUGAGCUAUGAGGGAUAUGGCUGCUGCUUGACUAAAUAAACUAACAAGGAACAAAAUGCAAAAUUAUAAA